Messenger RNA from Bacillus rossius redtenbacheri, 1311 nucleotides. Its product is annotated as 18S rRNA aminocarboxypropyltransferase. The record is from RefSeq and is a predicted model, not a curated record. The transcript has 6 exons. Lineage: Eukaryota; Metazoa; Arthropoda; Insecta; Phasmatodea; Bacillidae. Gene Ontology annotation, molecular function: rRNA small subunit aminocarboxypropyltransferase activity. Gene Ontology annotation, biological process: maturation of SSU-rRNA. The coding region runs from base 275 to 1054 and encodes 259 amino acids.
AAUUGUUGCUGUUGCUGUCCAAAUCCUUUCUUUUGACUCCGGUAUCGUUUCAUCCCUUUUGGCAACACUGAAUUUGAUUUGUUUUGAAAUGAGGUAUGUAUGUAAGUUUAAAUAAAUGUAUAUAAUGAAUGCGUGAAAGCUGGAUGAAUAAUAUACGUAAGCAAAUAACUGCGUUCCCUGCAGAAAUUGUUAGUGUGUGGUUUAUUGUGAAGGGUUUUUCAAAAUUGGUUUUCUUGGGUGCUUCUAUUAAUGACCCGCAAAAGACAAUUUUUAAAUGGCAACAGGGUGUUGCUCGCAUUCAAGAAAAUUCAAAUCAAAGAAACAAGAUAAGUACCCUCGAAAUAGAAAGAAAUAUAACUCUGAUGAGGAUGAAGAUUCAAGCAAUGUGUUGUUUGCGAAACUAUCUGUUAGUGACCCUGAAGUGGGAAGUGGUGAAUCCAGCAGCGAUGAAGUCUCCCGUUUGACUGAGGCACCGUUUCCCGUGGCAAUGUGGGAUCUAGAACAGUGCGAUCCUCGAAAGUGUUCUGGUCGAAAGCUUUCACGGCAUUGUUUGAUAAAGACAUUGAAAUUAGGACAGCGAUUCAAUGGCAUAGCGCUCACACCAGUUGGUGAAAAGAGCGUGUCUCCCAGCGACCGUAACAUAAUAGCCACAAGCGGAGCAGCCGUAGUGGAUUGUUCAUGGGCGAGACUAGAAGACACACCUUUCUCUAGGAUGCGCUGCCCAAACCCACGCUUGUUGCCGUUCCUGGUCGCAGCCAAUCCCAUCAACUACGGUCAUCCUCUUCAGCUGUCGUGCGUGGAAGCACUGGCAGCCUUAUUUUACAUAACAGGUUUCAGAGCAGAAGCCGAGUUGUAUCUCAGUAAAUUUAAGUGGGGUAAGUCAUUCAUAACAUUAAAUGAAGAGCUCCUUGAUAAAUAUGCAGCAUGUGAAAAUAGCCAACAAGUUGUGGAAGUACAAAAAAAGUACUUGGAAAAUGCUCACCAGGUGAAAGAAACAGGUACAGAUGAUUUACCUAUAUCAAAUUCCUCUGAUGAAAGUGAGACUGAUGCAUGAAACUGUAUUUUAUGUAAAAAUAUUUGAAUACUUUUUUUUAUUAAAAAAAAAGGGCUUGUCUAAUACGUAUACAAAAGCAUAUGUACAUAUUAGAGAUGUCAAAACAUAUAAAUUUCAUAGAUUUCAAAACUCGUGGCAGUAUGAAAUUAUUUGUAUAAUAUUCUAGAUUUUUCAAAGUUUCAAACAUUCUAAUAUUAUAACAAAACUUUGUUCAUCAAAUUUUAUGUUGAAUAAAUUACCCAUGGCCAGAGCUUCAA